Messenger RNA from Xenopus laevis (African clawed frog), 8558 nucleotides. It is a transcript of the gene srebf2.S, whose product is annotated as sterol regulatory element binding transcription factor 2 S homeolog. Gene Ontology annotation, molecular function: DNA-binding transcription factor activity, RNA polymerase II-specific; RNA polymerase II cis-regulatory region sequence-specific DNA binding; protein dimerization activity. NCBI's taxonomy places the organism in Eukaryota, Metazoa, Chordata, Amphibia, Anura, Pipidae. Gene Ontology annotation, biological process: positive regulation of transcription by RNA polymerase II; regulation of transcription by RNA polymerase II; positive regulation of cholesterol storage. The record is from RefSeq and is a predicted model, not a curated record. Bases 1800 to 5090 code for a protein of 1096 amino acids. The transcript has 19 exons. Gene Ontology annotation, cellular component: nucleus; Golgi membrane; endoplasmic reticulum membrane.
UAGAGUGCGAAGUUGCGCCAGAGUCUAUCUCCUUGGCGAAAUUACGUCAGCGUUAGCCACUUCGCCCUUUAGUAAUUUCCCACAUUGUCGGCAGCCGUCAAAUCUUCUAACCUGUCCGAUCGACCAAACGACCGAUCUCCAGCGGACGAAAAAUGUCAGGACUCUCCGCACACGGUCCGAAAAUCGUACGAAUCAGAUCUUUGCGUCUAUGGCCAGCUUUAACUUUACUGAAGUUAAAAUGCUGCAACAAAUGCUCCUUAGUUUGCUCAUUAGCUUGAUAACCAAAUUCUGUUUUCUUCGAAAAUUCAGAGAAACUUGUUCAAGACACGAUAUAGUGCUGCACUACUUUUGGAUGCUUUCAGGCACUGGCUGGCUGCUACUGUAAAGAGAGUUUUUAAACAACUGUCAGCCUCCAUACUCUACCAAUCACAUAUACAAAAACUUCAGGUGAUUUAGAGAUAAGUUGGACAUACCACUAGCGAUUUCAAUUGCUGUCAGUGGAGAGGCAUAUUCGGGAGAUUUUGUCAUCCGAGGGAAAAAUGUUUUCCCCUUCCCACCCCUAAUUAGCAUAUGCAAAUGAGGAUUCGGAUUCAGUUCGGCCAAAUCCAAAAUAGUGGAUUCGGUGCAUCCCUAAACAUAACUUCUCGAAGUUGAUCUAGCUCAAUAGUGCGGAGCAUUAGUAUUGCCUGCUACUGCAACAAAACACUGACAGCACUGAUUGUAAGCAGAAGGGGUUAAAUGUCAUGGCUUGGCUGAGCCUCACAAUGGCCUAGGCCAAGACAGGGAGUGAAGAGGAAAAAAAAAAGGUUUUGCCAGUGUCUCAUAUUUCACUGCUCAGAGAAUCACACAAUACAGGGAGGGGAGGGGGUGAGCUACUACACAUUCCACACACACAGGCUGCUGGAACACAGGAACAUAACAGAAUGUAGACACACACAGAUCAUAAACGCACAAUAGGCACAUGUACCACACAAUCUACUAAGAAAACUGUUGGAAUUGAAAAGGGCAAUGCUGCAGCUUUAGUAACCAUACAAAGAUCUACCACAGAACUCACCCCUCCCCCCUGACUCUCAUAAACUGUAUGCAGUGGCAGUGCAGUAAGUUACAGGACAGCUGGGGACAACCACACAGUCACAGUACAAAUGGCCGCUUCUGCAAAAAGAACGUCUGCUGCCUAGUCCACUAUUAACUCCUGUAUCUCCCCAGUCCCCACAAAAAGCACCCUUCCCACACUUACGGGAACUGAAGUACUCACAAACACCCCCUCCACACUCUUCCACAAACAACACAACCACACACAGCAGCAGACAAAGUCGCAGAGUGAGCUGACCCUGCCCUCAUUGAAUUCACCCGUAGGCGUGGCCCCAAAUAUAUCAGGCAAGGCCGGCCUCCUAUGCAAAUAUAAGAUCCCCUGAUCACUGACGUAGUAUCACACCACAGCUUGCCAAGCUCUCUCAUUCGUCCGAGGAGUCUGGUCUCAUUGACAACAAAACAUCCAGCACGCGUUUGUACAAGGUAAAGAGGCGGGACUUUUCGCUUUACUGGGGCGGCUGAGUUGUGUCAGAGUGGGGGAGGGGUGGUAUGCGUUUCACGCCUCUUUCAGGAUUCAUUCCAGGCUUCUAACCAUGGCACUGAAACGAGUUUUGGAAGACAAGAUGUUGACGUCACGUAGUAUGGAGGGAGGUGUAGCCCAAACAUGGUGUCAGGUUUGCCACUGACAGGUUCGUGAGCUCCAGGGAUAGGGACCAAGAACCGGCUCCUCUUGGGAGCGCUAGGAUUGUCACAGGCCGGAUGGUCUUAUGGAUACAUCGGAACUAAACAUGGAGAACAUGGAGACGUUGACAGAACUUGGAGAUGAACUCACCCUGGGGGAUAUUGACGAAAUGCUGCAGUUUGUCAGUAAUCAGGUGGGUGAGUUUCCGGACCUAUUUGAGGAACAGCUGUGCCAGAGUUAUCAAGGAAAUAAUGCAGUGGACACAGCCUUACCCAAAGCUUAUAACCAGGCUAUACAGCAGCCAUAUACUACUCCAACACCUCAGCCUCAGAUGUUGCCUGUAAAAGCAGCCCCACAAGCCACACCCCAGAGAAGUGCUCCUCUUCUCCAGCCCAGACCAGUGGUUCAGACUUCUCCUCAUCCUAAGCUGCAACAACAGACACUGAUGCUCACCCCUAAUUUCAGCACCGCACCACAGACCCGAAUAAUACAGCAGCCACUUAUCUAUCAGAAUGCUGGUACUGCAAGUUUUCAGGUGCUUCAACCCUCAGUUCAGGGUCUAAUGACAACACAGCAGAUGCAGCCAGUCACAAUUCAGCAGCAAGUACAGACCGUUCAGGCCCAACGAGUCCUGACUCAAGCAGCUAAUGGUACAAUCCAAACACUGACUCCAGCUACUGUUCAGACAGUUACCCCUCAGGUCCAACAAGUUCCUGUGCUUGUGCAGCCGCAGAUAAUCAAAACAGAGUCUUUGGUGCUUACUGCAGUGAAAGCAGAUGGCAGCCCUGUGAUGACCACUGUGCAGAAUCCAGCAAUAACAACACUUACUGCUCCUUUACAGACAACAUCUCUCCAAACCCUUAUGGGCAGCAAUGGGGCUUUUCUUACCACAAUGCCAGUAAUGAUGGGACAAGAAAGAAUGGCCAUAGAACAAGUACCAGGAAGUCUUAAGCAACCAGAGGUACCCAAGGAAGGCGAGAGGAGAACAACACACAACAUAAUAGAGAAAAGGUAUCGUUCAUCUAUCAACGACAAAAUUAUCGAGCUGAAGGAUUUGGUCAUGGGCACAGAUGCUAAGAUGCACAAAUCAGGAAUCCUGAAGAAGGCCAUUGAUUAUAUAAAAUACUUGCAACAAGUCAACCAGAAACUGCGCCAGGAAAACAUGGCUUUAAAACUAGCCAAUCAGAAAAACAAAUACUUAAAAGGUAUUGAUCUUAGCAGUCUGGUGGAUACAAGUAUUGGAAUGAGAAUGGAUGAAUUCAAUCAAAACAUCUUGAUGAUGUCUCCUCCAGCAUCUGAUUCUGGUUCCCCGGCUGUGUUCUCUCCAUAUUCUGUGGAUUCUGAACCAGGGAGCCCUUUGUUAGAUGAUGAAAAGGUAAAAGAUGAACCGGACUCCCCCACAGGACUGGGUAUGAUGGACCGUUCACGGAUGCUUCUUUGCACCAUGACAUUCCUGUGCUUAUCCUUCAACCCCCUGACAUCUUUGUUACACUCUGAAAGUGGCCAGUACUCUGAGAGAGCAGUGCAACAUGGAACAGGGAGAAACAUGCUUGGUAUUGAAAUGUCAGGUUUUUAUGGCAGCUGGUUUGAUUGGCUUAUACCCACCUUAAUCCUUUGGCUUGUUAAUGGAGUGAUUGUUCUCAGCGUCUUCAUGAAAUUACUCAUCCAUGGAGAGCCUGUGACCCGUCUACAUUCCCGCUCAUCUGUCAAAUUCUGGAGACAUCGCAAGCAGGCAGAUUUGGAUCUUGCUAAGGGGGAUUUUAGCGCAGCAGCCUUGAACUUUCAGACAUGCUUGUGUGUUUUGGGACGCUCAUUACCUGCCUCGCGGUUUGAUCUAGCAUGCAGCCUUUCCUGGAACAUCAUUCGGUGUAGCCUGCAAAAGAUCAGCCUUGUCCGCUGGCUGCUAAAACACUCCCCUGGGUACUGCAAAAAAGCAGAGUUUCAAGAUGAAGCAACAACCAGUGCAAGGGAUGCCGCCCUUGUAUACCACAAACUGCACCAACUGCAUCUCACAGGGAAGCUGCCAUCUAAUUGGAACUGUUCAGGUCUCAACCUUGCCCUUUGUGCCGUAAAUCUGGCCGAAUGUGCUGGCAACAAGAUCUCACCAACUUUACUUUCAGAAAUCCACCUCACAACAGCCAUUCAAAUGAAAACCAGUUUCCCAACUAGAUUCCGCUUUCUCACUGCAUAUUUCCUUGGAUGUGCACAAAAUGCUUCUUCUGAGGAAACCAUUCCUGACCCUAUGCAAUGGCUUGCACACCCUUUGGGGAAAUACUUUUUCAUCUAUUCUAACUGGGCACUGAAGAGUGCAGCUAAAGACUCUCUUUACACCUCUUCAAGAAACCCAGCCGAUCCAGUUACACAGAUUCAUCGUGCUUUUUGCGAGUCUUUGUUGGAAAAAGCAAUGUACACCAUGGCAAAACCAGAAACCAGUAAAGCAGCCUCUGAAGAAGAGAGUUGUGAGUUUUCCAGAGCUCAAGAAUAUUUGAAACUUCUAAGUGGGCUUGCAGAUUCCGUGGGGAACAUUGCCUCUCUUCCCCUCAGUGGAUCUUCUCCCAUGUCCUCGGCAGAUCCUAUCUGUCGCUGGUGGUACUCUGUAUCUUCCAUGGCUAUUGGCUGGUUACAAGGGGAUGAUUCUGUGGUGAAAUCACACUUUGCAGAAGUAGAAAGAAUUCCUAAGCUCCUUGACUCUGAUAACCCUCUGGUGAAAGCAGUGAUCCAUGUGUGCCGAGCCAUGCAAGCAGCUGUACUUGGUAAAUGUGAUGGCCAGCAGAGCUCAUUCUAUCACUGUGAGAAAGCCAGCACAUUCUUGUGGAACAGUCUGAAUAUGAGCAGCACCGGCAACACAAAUCUCAACAAGGUGGUGCAACUUUUAAUUUGCGACCUUCUGCUUUCAUUGCGCACUUCCUUAUGGCAGAAACAGUCCUCCAGUCCAGCAGCUGGAGAAUCUAUUCAUGCACCCACUUCUGUCCUAACAGGAUUCCAGCGUGAUCUCAGCAGUCUGCGUCGUUUGUCUUUCAUCUUUAAACCUGCCCACUGCAAGCUCUUCCUCCAUGAAGCCACAGUACGAUUGAUGGCUGGUGCAAGUCCAACCCGUACACAUCAGCUUCUGCAACAUAGCUUGCAAAAACGCACAGCACUUGCAAAUAAACAAGGUGACCUGGACUCAUUACCUGGGCAACGGGAGAGAGCUACAGCUAUUCUUCUGGCCUGUCGACACCUACCACUUUCAUUCCUAUCAUCCCCUGGGCAGAGAGCAGUCAUGCUUGCCGAAGCUGCCCGAACUCUUGAGAAAGUGGGCGACCGUCGCUCUUACCACGAUUGUCAGCAAAUGAUGGUAAAGCUGAGUGGCGGUACUGCUAUGGCAGCCUCCUGAAAAGGACACACACCUGGACCUGUCCUAAAAGACAUCAGCUUUUUUUCCAGCUGUCUGGGUUGAACAAAUCCAAUGUUUUAAGAGGUUUAAAUCCCAGAGACUUCAUGGCUCAAUGGGGUUUUUCAAUGAUGUCAACUGUACAGUCUCAAUAAGGGAUCUCCUCCAGGAUAGUAAAGAGAAAUUGAAGCAGACCAUGCUUUGCUUUGAAAUAUACAUUUUCUGAGCAUCACACCUUGAUACUAUUCAAGUCUCUUUUUUUUUUUAUAUAGUUCACCUCGUUCUCAGGGUACAUGUAAUAUAGUGCUUUUUUUUUUAGCCCUUGCUUCUGCAGGCUCUUAGCAAUGGGAUUACUAAAGUAAUAUUUCUUUCCCAUUUGCUACUGCUACAUUUAAGGUAUUUUCAACUGUCACACUGAUAUGUCUUACAUCAAAGCUCUACUCACACAUAACAUGUAGUUGUAGUAUACCGAUCCCUCAGUUAACAUGUACCCAAGCUAGCAGAAUGAACUUAAGAUCAGGACAUAAAACACCUGUCUUUCUCUGCCAAAGAGCCUUACAUUUAAAAUAUCCAGAUCUCCUAUUUAACACCAACUUAUUUCACUUCCAGACCUAACGUUAUGCACAGAUCUUGCCUUCCUCUUCCUUGUUUAUGAGUCUGGUGCAGUUGGUGUAGAGGCUCAAGUAUUAAAUGCUGAGCAUGUUACUAUUUCCUGUUCAAAUACCAUAAGGGGAAAAAAAAACAUAUUCCUUGAGAAAAUAAAACUGCUUUGUAAAAAAGAUAAAAAAUAGACGCUGAAACCCUGGAUUGUUAUUUCAAAUAAUUUAUAUCAUUCCUGCUCAGCCCAUUCGCUACAGAUGGGCUGGUUAACCCUUUAAGUGCCAGGGCACUGGGAUCAGUAUGUACUUCAUUAAUAGACAUGUUGAAUGGCAUAGAUCAAAGCAUAGUCUUGUAAUGUAAAAUUAUGGAGUUGGCAGUCCCUGACAGCUCAUACCAUAGAAUGUUUUUUUUUUUUUUUACAACAGUCAAGCGGUUAAAGAAACUGCUAUGAAAGCUGCUUGUAAAUGUUGACACUAUUCUGGUCCUGACUUUGUUGCUGCUCCUUUAUGUUGGCACUAUUCUAUUCUGUCCUGGCUUUCUUGAGCCCUUUAAGGCACUCAUCUAAAAAGCUAGUGGGAACGCUUGGAUAUGUGCCUUGUUCUGAUAUAUAAAUAUAUAUAUAUAUAUAUAUAUAUAUAUAUAUAUAUAUAUAUAUAUAUAUACUUCAGCUCUUAGUGCUUUAGUAUUGAAAUUGGAAAUAUUUUUCCCAUGUAAAAUGUGUUAAUUUUUGGUAUAGAAAAAUGGAUUAAUAUGGCAAAGCAGGCAGCAGUUUUGCUUGAGUAAAAUCUCAUUGAGUAAUAUUCCUUUAAAUAAGAAUGGUAAUGGUACAUAAUUGUUACUGAUUUUAAAGAAAGGAGACUGCUGUAUUUUAAUGUAGUUAAUUUAAAACAUAAUAGCUUGUGUGUAAAGUUCCAAGAUGCUUAUUCACCUUCUGCUUUGGUUAUGCUUUAAUGGACCCCAUAUAUUCCUUGGGAGCUAUCUGGCUCAUUACUUUCUGCAACGAGUUUGGAGAGUACUUGGCUCACUUGCAUCAUCACUUGUAUGUAAAUAACUCUUUCAUGUAUUUAUUUUUUUAAAUAAAUGUACAUGAUACACCCUAUUCACACAAUUGGAGAUUUCCAACCUACCUGUCUCAGAAUGAAGAUUUUAGAAACUAUCUCGAACAAAAUUGGGCAAAUUAUAUUGACGAUAAUUUAACACACUGGGGAUAAUAAAAACUUCUUUGGGCCACUGCUAAACCAGUGUUACGGGGUCACAUUAUAUCAUAUCUGAUUAAGCGGAAAAAGUAAUUUGCUGAAAGAUAUCAAUUAUUACAAAAGAAGCUCACACAGGCAUGCAAACAUUUUAAAUUCACUAACUCACCGACGGACAAAAAGAAAUACACGAUACAUCUGUAGUAUUAGGGUCUUCAAAGGUAAAUGAUUACUCACCACAAUAGGGAAGUGGCCCUCAGCAAGGGAGUGGACAAACCGAAAAACCAAUUAGGAGCAGGCACUCAAAGAAGGCAUACUUCCACCAGGUCAAUCGUUCAAAGUAAAGAAAGUUUGUGUCCACAGCCUUACGCGUUUCGUGUCAUCAACACUUAAUCAUACACGGACACAAAGGCACUUUUCGACACUUUAUUGACAGAGCAAAUGCAACACAAACUGAGUCAUACAGCAAAUAGAUUUUAUCGAUGGGGGAACAAAUCAGGGAAAUUAUUAGCAAAUAUAGUUAAAAGACAACAGUGAAAUACAAUCAUUCAGAAACUGAAAACACCCAUGGGAUGGGCUCGGGACACACAAGACAUAACUAAAAUAAUGGCAGAAUAUUUUAAAAACCUUUACCAAUAGUCGUCUGAUGCUCCAGAGAACGGUCUUAAAUUUCUGCAAGAUGCCCAUUUGAAAUAAAUUGACAGUCCAAGAUAGGCUGCUGGGCUGCUUAGGGAUCGUCAUAAAUUAUCAAAACAGCACAAGUCAAAUAAUAUCUGCCAGACGCUGAUACAGCAAGGCUGAUUAAUAAUCAGAAUAUACAAACUGCACUGGGUCCUGUGUUGUCAUGUAAUCUAAUGUGAAUUUUAUAGUUUUUGUAUUGUUUAAUACAAACUUUCUCCAACUCUGCAGAACCAGUGGCAGCAGCAAAAUAAUAUUCCAAAUAGAAUCCCAGUUUAUCUGUUAAAAUCUGGCUCCAUGAUCUUUGUCCCUGGAGCUGGAGUUGGAAACAUUAAAGGGGAUUUAAAGGCAAAAAUAAAAUCCAAUACAAAUCUACACAGUCGCCGACUGCUUUACACGGAAACAAAGCUGCUUGAGUUCUGAAAGGCUGGAAAGUAAGGCGAGGGCUCCCCCUGCUGUUCACAAGUAUGAUUGUUUCCCUGCUCAGCAGUUAUGGACCGUCUGACAAUUCCUAUCCACAGCAGUAAAUGAAGGGAGAAUUUCACUUCAUACAGUCAGGUUUCUUAUAAAAACAGUACACACUUUUUAAUAUUGGAGAUAGAUUUCUUUUUCAUUAAAGAAAGUAAAAAUGGUAUCUUAUUUUUUUGCCUUUACAUGCCCUUUAAAUCAGAAUUUACUAAGGUUAGCUAUACUAACUUGAAACGUGGUUUGUUCUAGAUAAUUAGCUAUGAAUACAUUGACAACGGAAUUUUCUUUUAUGUACCUCCAAAUUUCCUUUGUUGUUAUUUAUUUCAUGUUGUUUGAAAACUAAAUAAACACAUUUGUUAAAAAAAUAAAAUGGACAUGAUACUAUGCCUCAGCAAGGAGGGGUAGUACUGCUGUUUGACCCUGUGAAUAAGAAUUGUAUAUUCCUUAUAAACACAAGUUGGAGAUAUGUGGCAUAUUUUGUUUUUAUUUUUUUUAAAAAAAUUCUAGAAUAAACUGACAUUUUGUAAGAUGA